This is a messenger RNA of Xiphophorus couchianus (Monterrey platyfish), 2903 nucleotides long. RefSeq names its product transmembrane protein 252. Lineage: Eukaryota; Metazoa; Chordata; Actinopteri; Cyprinodontiformes; Poeciliidae. Bases 229 to 717 code for a protein of 162 amino acids. The transcript is spliced from 2 exons. The record is from RefSeq and is a predicted model, not a curated record.
CUCUCUCAUACUUGUGACCUCCCUGCGUUAAUAUACAGCCCAGCUGGGAGGAACAUUACCGCCACUUCCUUUUACAACUGAGGAGGCAUAGCUGCUCACCGAGACGUGCGUCUAAGCGGUGCCGAGACAUUUUUGAGCACAUUCAUUUAUCUGAGAUGUGAAUGCACCGUUGUCAUUUAGAGGACAUCUCCAACUUGCACUGAAGAAGCAACAUUCAGAAAAUCAAUCAUGGAUUUGAAGAAACAGCUGUUGUCCUUUGCCCGCAUGUUCUUACCUUCUGUGGGAUUUGUGUUCACGUGCAUCGGAGCCUACCUGGUGUUCCAGCAGGACAGGCAAGGCUUUGAUCACAGUAUGGUCCCUGUUUACAUCAUGAUCGCCUUCGGCUUCCUGGCCAUGCUCUUCGGGGUGUUCUGGAGCCUCUGCCACACCAUGAGGAGCAAGAUGUACCACAGAAGAAGACAUGACAGUGACAUCCAGAUCUUCGCAGUUGAAAGCAGGCCGAGCACCUUUCCUCCUUCGUACGAAGAGUCCCAGAGUCCCUGCUACGUCAGUCCAGGCAGCAUGCAUGAGGCGAUUGUAUCAGUUGAUGGAAUUCCCAUGGUUUUGGAUGUUGCACCUCCACUGUACACCCAGAACAGUUCAGAGAGUCCAGACUGCAAGUGGAGCUGGGAGCAACCACCUCGAUACAGCGUGGUGGUCCAUACUGAACACAGAUAGAUGGACGCAUGUGAAGAGAUGUUCCAUCCAACACCAAAGGAGAAAUGGGUUUUUAAUCAACUCCCUAAGAGCAAAGACUACUAACUAGGAGAAGGUUCCUAAAAAAUUAUGGUCAUCACUAAUUUUGUGACUUUGCUUUACUGCAAAAUGACAUCAGCUGCUGUGUCAACACCCAAUCUGCACGGUCUCAGUGGACAUGGUUUUCUGGGACUUUACUGGGUAAAAACCUGUUGCGUUGAAACUGAAAUGUGUGUUUAAGUUACUUGAAUGAUUUUGCUUCUGGAUCAAAAAGCUUUUUUUGCUCUUUUAGCAGUCCAUCCUCAGUGCAAGUUGGACUGUUCGGUUGUGUAACAAGUAAGUCAGAGAACUGAAUAACACCUCUGUUAUAUUUGAGACGUUUUACAGAGUAAGAUCAAAAUAUUUCCUAAAGAUAUUGCACACUGUCGUACUGCUUGUGUAAUAAUGUAUAUUUUGUUCCUCAGAUGGUCUUUUAUCAAGGCUCAAUAUUGUCAACGUUUUUAUAUUUAUUUUUCAAAUUUUUAUGUUGCAACACACUAAAAACAGUUAAAUUGUCUUUAAUAAAUCCUGUUUUAUGUUAAACCUGAAGUUACUUUAAUUAAAACAAAUGAACUACCUUAUUUAGGCUACAACUAAAUUAAGUUACACCAAACUAACCUCUGAGUAAGUAAAACAAACAAUACACCCCAAAACAAAAUACAAUACUUAACACAUAUUCAUCUUUUUCUCUCUUCCUAUUGAUUGCACUUAGUGUUAUUAAAAAAUUCAGUAACAAUACAGAUAACUGUUUUCAACCCGUUGCUUUUAGAAAACAUAAAAAGACCAGGUGAACCAAGCAAUCCAGGGAAAUGAUCUGAAACUUCUCACUCAGAUCAUUCUUCUCAGAGUUCAGCUGAAGGGAAAAUUGGGGAGCAAAAAAAGAUCAUUUUGUUAAUGAAUAGUCCCACAAAAUGACUAUGACUAUAUUUAGUCAUAGUCAUUUUGUGUUUAGUCAAGUUAUUCAAGUCAAAGGUUGCAACCACAACAUUAUAAAAACAAAGAAAAGAUUAACUAGUAUGUCAACAGGACACCGCAGCUCAGCAGAGUUUGUUAAGAAACUUCAGGAAGUGUCUCAUGAAUUUUAUCUAUUUAAUUAUAUCUCCUUCAAACGUCACACCAUUUCUGUGCUUAUGUCUGUCACGAGUACCAGACAGGUCGUUUAGGUCCAAAACGCCUGACGGUUCACUUCAGCAUAAACAUUCAGGUGAAACAGUAACCAGAACUUCAUAGCCAACAUGUUUUUAAAAACUUUACAAAUGUGAUUAAAAAGACUUUUUUUAAUUACAUGAUUAUAUUAAAACAUCAUUUUGCCAUGUCCCUUAUCAUUUUCAUGCUAACUCAUUUUUUAGAAAAAAGGAUUUGACUAUUAGCAACACAUUCAAUAACGCCAGCAGUGACCCCUGGCACCAUAAAGGAGUCAGAUGGAGCAAUAACCUGUAGGGACCGACAGCUAACGUUUGUAUGGCUGAGUGACACAUCCUUUAGAAAAUCCACUGGCUUUAUCCUCAAAUCAGAAUGACGGCAAUCAACAUGUUUAUAAUGUCCUGCUCUUGGCGUCUCAUCUGAGCGGUGUAAAGAUCAAACUUCAUAACUUCUUAUCACAGCUCAACAGCUUCAGUUUGUUUCCUGUUCAGAUGGAAAACAAGAGCUGUUCAAUCACAGCAAAUAAGUCCAGCAAUAAGGACACUUCAGUGAAAUCCCAAUAUGCCAAAGGGCAACAAGGAACUUUGAAUAUGUUUUUAUUUCCUUACAAUCCGAAUGUGCACAAAGGUUGAUUUAUGAGAAAGCUAUAACUUUUCUUUCUCGUUUUGGUGAAGAAAUUACUUAUAAUCUGUAAUAACAAAUUAUAUGUGCACUGUAAAAUGUUCAAUAUUAGCAAAAGUUAAAAAGAAACAAUCUUGUAAAAACGAAUAAGCUUCCACUGAGUAAGGUGUAAUAUAAAAAAUCAAGAAACAUUGAUAUUCUGUUGUCACUUUUGUGUUUAUUGCUUUUAUAGCUUCCACUAUGUAGCUACUGCAUCAUUUAAAUUUGCUUCAUGUUUAUCAAUAUCUGACUUUUUAUUGUGAACAAAAAUGAACAUAGAUGUGCAGCUGUGACAUUUUUGUCUUUGAGAGACAAAUUCCAGCACA